This is a messenger RNA of Sugiyamaella lignohabitans, 2349 nucleotides long. RefSeq lists its product as uncharacterized. The record is from RefSeq and is a predicted model, not a curated record. Bases 1 to 2349 code for a protein of 782 amino acids. The transcript has a single exon. Lineage: Eukaryota; Fungi; Ascomycota; Dipodascomycetes; Dipodascales; Trichomonascaceae.
AUGGCGCCGCCUGUUUCUCCGUUCGCGGCGUUUCUGGAUCUCUCUGAUAUCUUCAAACAUUUUAAUUCUGACUUGACUUCCACUGAUACCCAUGUAUCAGAAUCGGGUUUUAAGGUGUUUGAGAUCACCAACUCCAUUGAUGGCUAUUCUUCCAAAGAAAUCCACCUUGGAAAACCUCACUUGUUGACUCGGCAUCUCUCGUUUGUGAGAGAAUCGGCCUUCUGGUUGGCCCCUAGAACCGGAGACUCGGAAUUAUCACUCGAUAGAUUGGGCGUAUUGACUAUAUUUGAACGUAGCGAUGGUGUUCAUGUUGGAAUCUUGCCCUCUUCGGGCACUGUUGAUUUGUGUACUUCUAAUUUGAAGACAAGUGGUGGUGGAAGUCUCGUCCUACGCACUGAGAAUGACUCUCCGGAUACCCAGACAUUGGGCCAAAGAGUGUUUGUUACUUCUGGAAUUGAAUUUGAACCUGUUGUGCAGGCACUAUUUGAUGUUGCUAGACAGGUUGCUUUUCGUGAGGACGGUGACGGUGACGACGACGGCGACGACGGCGACAACAACGAGAACCUCCAGAUCGACAACAAGGUGUUACAAAAGAUGGAGAGUCUUAAUAUUAAGUUGGGUCCAACUUGGAAAACCGAAUGGUAUGACGGCCUAAUGUACUGUACUUGGAAUGGUUUGGGACCUGUAUUGUCUCAUGACCUUAUCAUCAAUGCAUUGGCUGACUUGGAUGCGUCUGGUGUUAACAUCAGCGGUAUAAUUAUAGAUGAUGGCUGGCAACAUACUAAUCAAUACCGUCAAUUGUAUGAUUUGAGAGCCGAUGAAUUUAGAUUUCCCAGUGGUCUCAAGGGUCUUGUCAAGGAUAUUCGUAGCAAAUUCCCCUAUAUUGUAGACAUUGGUGUGUGGUCUACUUUGGUAGGAUAUUGGGAAGGUGUGGUACCUGGUUCAGAACUCGAUGAGUCUUACAAAACAGUUGAUGCUCGCAUGAAAAAUGGAAAAACCUACCGUUUGGUAGCCGCCGAGGAUACUGCUAAAUUCUAUGACGACUACUUCUCUUCACUUGCAGAAGCUGGUAUUACAUGUGUGAAGAUUGACUAUCAGGCCGUCAUUGACGAUAUCCAGGAUCAUCAUAUUCGUGGUGCUUUAUAUCCAGCAUAUCAAAAGGCGCUCUUUGACUCGUCGCUGAAAUACUUUGAUGGAAAAGUCAUCUACUGUAUGGCUAUGGUACCCAACAUCAUGCUUCGCUCGCUUCAAAAGAGAACUGUCGGCUCCAAGCCCAGACCGACACCAGUAUUGCGUAACUCGAAUGACUUCUUCCCAACGAUCCUAGCUAGUCAUUUCUGGCAUAUUUAUUGUAACCUGUACAAUACUACUUAUACCGGAAACCUAUACUCGAUUCCAGACUUUGACAUGUUUCAGUCGAAAUUACAAGCUGGUGGAGAGGAACCUUUAGCAACCAGAGUCACUGGACUACAUGCUGCUGCGAGAUGUAUCUCUGGUGGUCCCAUUUACUUCACAGAUAGCCCAAAAAAACAUGAGCUUGAUCUUAUCAAUGCCUUCUCUUCUCCUUCGAGAUUUAAUCAAAGAGUGGUUUUGAGACCGUCCGGCAUUGCUAAACCUGUUUUUCCUUACUUGCCAUUUGAUGCUGAUGAAGGAAAGACUUUACACUGGGGAUAUAACUAUUCAGACUUGUAUGAAAGAUCUCGAGAUGGGAAGGCGACUAGUAUUUAUAGUAUACUAUUGGCUGCGUUCAAUCUCUGCUAUGAUGAAGUGACACAGGGCUUGAAUUGGACGACUUUGCUUGCUGUUGUCAAUAGCGGUAUUCAGAAAGUUGCCACAAAGGCUGACUAUUUGGUCAUCCGUUCAUAUAAAACGGGGAAAAUAUGGUUGCCGAAGGACAAAACCGCUGAGGUGUCCCUUUUAUCGGGUGAGUGGGAUAUGAUCACUGCUGCCCCAUUGAUUCCCGUCCCAGCUAAACCUGCAUAUGGAAAGCUGAGAAAAGAUGAUGAUUGGAUUGAUAUAUCCCGCGAUGAUUCCCCUGCAAUUGCAUUUUUCGGUCUUCUAGAUAACAUUUGUGGAGUGGCUGGAAUUCAUUCUUACGAAAUAACGGCCAAAACAUCUGAUGGCGAAGGCGAUUUGGGCAUAAAUCUGUGGCUCAAGGCAUUGGGUGUUAUUGGUUUGUAUGCUACAUUCCCAGUAGAACAUGCUUCUGUUUCUAUUGGCGGUGAACCCCUUGAUAAAUCUAGAAUCACUCUUGGUAAGCUUUUAGAAUUCGAUAUUAGAUAUGAAGCAGUGGAGCAGGCCGGUUCACGAGGAGACGAGCUUGUCUUGAUAGAAAUUACUUUGUCCUAG